AUGCAGCGCUCGAUUCGUUACAAGAGAGCGUCGCAAGAGCAGCGCGGUACUGGACCUUCAUCAAGAAUUUCCGCCUCGGGAAUUCCCUUCUCCGAGCCGCCUCGAGAGUAUCGACGGCGCGUCCGCAGCGAACCCGUAAAUUCCGGGAUCCUGAAAUCGGUCACGGAGCAGAAAGGUGGCAUGGCGACAGGCAGAGGUAGCACCUCUGGUGCUAAUAGCGGGAAUGCGGAUUUGAGACGUUGGGGUCACGCGGAAGGUGCUGAUACGGCCAGGAGCCGGCCGCCUGGACGCGGUAUAGUGCGCUCAGUUUCGCUUACAGUGACGGGGACGAGUCAAAACGAAUAUGCGGAUACAGCAGGGAAUCCGGGCGAGGUCGAACGAGCGGAGUGGGCGAAUAGACACGAGCACGGAUGGAUUCGCAGGCGAAUGAGUGAUAUCGGUGGUAUCAGGGGCGCGGGUACUGGCAUCACUGGUAUCAGCGGCAACGGCAGCCGGAGCAUUAGUUCCUUUGGAAUGCCGAGGCUGGUGGCAGGCAUGGACCUUGCCGUACCUGCUGAAAAGGAGGCAUGGGGUAUGGGGAGAGGAGAGGAUGCUUGGGACUUGGAGCGAGUGGGGGGCGCAGGAUGGGAGGGUGGGGAUGGUGGGAGCUUGAUUGAUGGCGUUGGUGAUGACGUGGAUGGUGACGUCAGUGAUGGCGUUGGUGGCUGUGGCUUUGGUGACUCUAACGAGUGGUGGAUGGAUGGGGAUGAAAUGGAGAGGGCGUUUCUGGAGUCCCUUAUAACGGGGGAGAGCUUCACGGGAGUGGCGGAUGGGUCCAGAUUGUUCGUUUUAAGCAUGAUGUGGCGCUCUCCCUGCCACGUGGCAUCCGCCCUCUGCCGCGCUUAUGCAUGCAUCGUGGCGGCCAAGGCAGUGGCGUGGGUGGCAUCUCUGCAUCUCAUGGAAGGCGCCCUGACUCGUUACAAGGACCGUGAGGGAGAGAAGCACGCCCUGACUCGUUACAAGGACCAAGAGGGAGAGAGCCACGCAGUGACUCGAUAUAAGGACCUCGGGGAAGAGCAGCAUAGAUUGACUCGUUAUAAGGAGCACGAAGGGGUGCAAGGGGCGUGGAUUCGCUACAAGGGCGGAGAGGCAGGGGUUGGGGAGUGCUCACAUGCAGAAGCUGCCAAUCAUGGCCUGCCACGUGGAGGCUGUGGGAGAAGUUGCGAGAGGUGCAGGGAGGUUCUUAGAGGACUUGGAGAAAGGCCGUGGGGAGUGUCUGCUAAAUGGUUCCAAGGGGGGAGAGGGGGGGAGGAUUCGGGCUUUGGUAUGCCGUCUCUUACUGACAUCGAGUCAUCCACAAGCGAGUCUGCAGGGGUGGAGUGCGGUGUUGUGCAAGUGGGUGCGGUGGCAGGUAGAGGAAUGGUAGCAGAACGGGGAAGAGAGGAAGCAGAAGGGCGGAGGAUGGUAGAAGAACGGCAUGAGUGGGCGGGAGAAGGGCGAGAAGUGGUGGCAGCAGAGGGGAAGGAGGAUUUUGUUACGCUAGGUGGGUUCCUGGCUUCAUUUGAAGCGGAACUGAGCGCUGGUAGGAGUGGUGGUGGGGUUGAGUUGAUAGGGAAGAGAGAAAUGGAGGGAGCAGAGGAGGGCGAAGAAAAAGAGAGCGAGGGGGGGAAUAAGGAGGGGGGUGAAGGGAGGGGAGGAGGUGAAGAGAGGGAGGUGGGAGCCAGCAUUGUUGAGGGAGAAGGGAGGAUUGAGGAGGAGGGGAGGGAUGAGGGGUGGAGGGUUGAGGGAGGGAGGGAUGUGGAGGGAAGGAGGCGUAAGGAAGGGAGGGUGGAGGAGGGGAGAAGGGGAGGAGAAGGUGGAGAGUGGGAAAGGGAGGGGUUAGACUGUGAGGUAUUCGAGGAUGCUGUUAGCGAAGCAGGGUCUGCCACCUUGACGGUUUUUGAGUCGGCUGUAACGGGGGGAGGAAAAGGGACAGAUUGUGACGUUUUCGAGGAGGCUGUUAGCGAACCUUUUUCUGCUGAGCAUGAGGACUCAGAUCUGACUGUUUUGACACUGGGGCGUGGAGGAGGAGGGAGAGAGGGGAAAGGAACAAUACUUAGUGAUUUGCAUGGGGAUCCGAGGAGAGAGCACGGAGAACAGGAGGCAGCGAGGAGGGCGGGGAUAGGGAAGGAGGGAGAUGAGGGGGAAGACGGGGAGGAAGAGGGCGAGGAUGGGAUGAAGGGAAGUGAGGAGGUGGGAAUGGGAAGGGGCGAGGGGACGUCGGAUUGGCUGAGACUGAGUGUGGGUAUGGAGUGUUCAAGGGAGUCUCCACGCGUUAUUGACUUUAUGGGGUCUUCAUUCAACAACGGCAGUGAUUCUCUGGAGGAUAGGGCCAUUCCACGUGGCACAUCACUGGCCUCUCCACGUGGCACAGCGUCAGGCUCUCCACGUGGCAAAGCACUGGCCUGGCCUCACGCCACGUGUCAGCAUGCUCAUGCUGGCAGCCCGCCAUCAAGCUGCGACCUCCGGGAGCUGGUAUCGCGGCAGCAGGGGCAGAUUGAGGAGCUGCGGUGGCUGCUGGGGCAGCAGAUGGAUGCGUGCCAUGCACUGGCCGCUGCCCUGAGGCUGCAGCAGCAGGAGCGUCAGCAUUUGGGAAGACAGGGGGGCCAGGGGUUUGGAGGUUUGAAGAAUACUCGGGAGUUGACACCACAGGAAACAAAGCUGGGAGAAAGCAAGUCCGAGGAAGCAGAUGGGGAAGACGGGGAAGAAGGGGCAGAGGAGGCGGGUGGUGACAGCGGAGGUGGCUGGAGUGAGGGGGCAGAGUUGACUUUUGAGUCGACUCAAAAGUCAACUCGGGCAGAGGAGGCGGGUGGUGAAAGAGGGAAGGGUGUAAGAGACAGCGGAGGUGGCGGGAUUGAGGGGGCAGGGCAGUGGAAGGACGUGGAUUGGGAUGACGAGUUGAUGCAGCAGUCAGGGGAGCUGCGCGGAGACAUUGGGAGUCUCAAGGAUCAGGUGGGUUGCGACAGAGGGACCGGUACCGAGGAGGUGGCGGGUGUGAAAAAGCAGGAGUUGAUGCAGCAGUCGGGGGAGCUGCAAGGAGAUAUCUCUUACCUUGCCUAUCUGUAUUCUCCCAUGCCCCUCCUUGCUCCCUCCAUGCAGCUUGCUCAAAGGGCCAGCCGCAUCGCAUCACUCAAGCAGUCGCUCCUUCACACCAUGGCGCAGCUCAACUCCCGCUCUCCCUCCCCUAACCCCUACUCUCCUUCCUUGCCUCUUAUGCAAAGGGCCAGCCGCAUCGCAUCACUCAAGCAGUCGCUCCUUCACACCAUGGCGCAGCUCAACUCCCGCUCUCCCUCCCCUAACCCCUACUCUCCUUCCUUGCCUGUCUGCGUGUUUCCAAUUACCCCUUGCAGCUUACGCAAAGGGCCAGGCACAUCGCAUCACUCAAGCAGUCGCUCCUUCACACCAUGGCUCAGCUCAAGUCCCGCUCGCCCUCCCCUGGCCCCGCCUUCUCCCUUCCUUCCCUGCACUUCCCCUCCUUCUCCUCGCCCUCCCUACAACCCUCCUCUCGCAAAUCCCCGUCUCCCCAGCUCCCAUCCCUCCACUCGCCCUCUCAUCUCCCCUCUUCUCUUCGCUCGCAUUCUCCGUCUCCCAGGCACUCCCCCGUGCUUCCGUCCCGCCCCGCCUCUCACUCCCAUCAAAGAGCCUAGAGCAUAG
Molecule: messenger RNA, 3672 nt
Organism: Closterium sp. Yama58-4
Lineage: Eukaryota; Viridiplantae; Streptophyta; Zygnematophyceae; Desmidiales; Closteriaceae
Source: the annotation of a GenBank genome assembly